Molecule: messenger RNA, 4271 nt
Organism: Hermetia illucens (black soldier fly)
Lineage: Eukaryota; Metazoa; Arthropoda; Insecta; Diptera; Stratiomyidae
Product: ras-related and estrogen-regulated growth inhibitor-like protein
Exons: 5
Coding region: 972-1673 (233 amino acids)
Molecular function (GO): GTP binding; GTPase activity
Source: RefSeq, a predicted model, not a curated record
AAUAGAUAAUAUCGCGUAUUUUCCUCUUGAAGCAAAUUUUUUGGAAAGUAUCUGUUCAAAAAUUUCCUUCCUAACUGAAAACUGCUUUUUUCGAAACAGACUGCUCUCUCCCACAUACAUCUCUUAAGGGGGGUUGUUUCUCUUCGUCCGAAACGUUCUAGUUCGCAGGCGCUAAAUUAUUUCCUACUCGGAAGCUCGGUUACGUAGCUGUUUUGUACUCAAAAUAUCCAAAGUUCGAGUAGAAUUUUUUGAGAUAAAAUUUUACGUUUCCAACUCAAUCUCUAUGGUAACGGACGAAAAUCUUUUUUCGGCCACGGGAUAUAUAUGAAUUGGCCGGUAAAUGUUUGCCAUUCAGUCUGAAAACAGUAUUCGUCCGGUAGAUUUCGCUUUCACUGAAAAAGUGCCGAGAAUCAGGUGGCCUAUUAGUACAGGAUCCCCGCUAAACGGUUUCCCUAGUUAAAUCUUUUUUUUAAAAAAAAAGUAAAGUAGUCGUAAAAGAUAUAUAUCCAAUUGUGAAGCGUCGCUUAUCAGAGCAUCGGUUCAGAUAAAGUGCAGAGAAAUUGCCUGUUGGAAGAUACCGAGUUCAUUUGGUUGAUUCGUUUUUUACGUGCGAGACCUAGUUUAGUCUGCGAUAGUGACGCGGGAUUAGAAGAGGAGCUCCAUCUUUUAUAGAUACAUGGGAUAUCUACGCUUAGUGUGUAGAAAGAUGCAUUUCGAAUGAUGCAGUUUUUAGUGUGAUUUCUCUGAAUUUUCAAGUUGAACGAACUGUGCGUGUGCAAUAAAUUUAGUGCAACCAUUCGGGACGAACUAUACUGAAAUUCGUGUGAACUGAAAGACUGACUGUACUGAAUCUAUUCGAGGUCGAUUUGAUAGUGUAUUUUUUUUCUUGUUAUUCGUUCGUUGGGCUUCAAUUAAAUUUUGAAGCAAGCUCUUUCAAAAUAGGUCAAUACAGGAAUUUUAUAAAAGUUACGAUGAAAACGGACGACAAAAACACAGUACCAAAAGUACGGAUCGCCGUACUAGGCAACGUAAAUGUUGGAAAAUCAGCGUUGACAGUACGUUACCUCACCAGGCGCUUUAUUGGCGAAUAUCGAUCAAACACAGAUCUCCUCUACAAACAAAUCAUAUCUUUAGAUAGUGGACUUUUAGACGUUGAAAUUGUUGAUAUAUCGGCGGAGAAUGAGAGUGAUUUUCCUAUGGAACAGAUACAAUGGGCAGAUGCUUGUAUGAUUGUUUAUAGUAUAACAAACCGUGCCAGUUUCGAGUAUGCAUCAAGAUCAUUAGCUGAACUGAAAUCCCUGCAAAAUCCACCGUCAGCGUAUCUAGUAGGCAAUAAAGCAGAUUUGGAUCACUUACGAGAGGUAUCCGAACAAGAAGGCGCCUCACUAGCCGCAUCACAUGCUAUUGGAUUUUGCGAAGUUUCCGUGGCAGAGAAUACUCCCAGCUUAUACAAAGCCUUUGAACGACUUCUAAUUGAUUCGCGAGGACGACCGGUCAAACAGCGUAAAUUCUCUGUGAGUAAGAUGAUUGGAACAUUAAUUGGCAACAACAAUGGAACAACCAAACAAAUCCCCAUCAACCAGGGAACAGUGGUUCCAUGCAACAAGGGUGAAUUACACAAAUCACGUGUCCUGAAAAGACGCCAAGCAUUCACGGCCACAGCGUCCCUGUGACCAGCCGUUGCAUCAGCUCCAAAUCUGAUGGCCGGAUUAGAGAAUAAUUAGAUAGAGAGAGAAAAAGAUGAAGAUUCUGAUCAAAAUGGAAGUGCAAUAUGUACCGCGGGGCUACGAAGUGGAUGCGGAUUGUAAGCCGUCAAUUUUUUUUUUACGUUCAUCAUGCAAUUAUAGUCUAUAAGAGCAUUUUAUUACAAAUAUAUAUUUUUAAAUAUACCGAGGCCAACGCGAACAAGGUAGUUUAUUGCCAAAUAAAUGUUGGUACUCUCAGAACAGUUAUAUGUUCCGAAUGCGCUAGAAUUUGAAUAUUAUGAUAUACACAUCUUGGUUUUCCAUCAACAGGAAAAUGAGUAUUUCAUUCUGAUCGAUCUGGUCCAAUUUGAUCUGGUCAAGAAAUCGUGAUAAAUCUACUCUUAAAGGAUUAUGCUAUAUGACUGAAAUAUGCACAAAUUUUUAAGUAGAUGAAAAUUGAAAAUGUUCCCAAACAAUACUUUGGAGAGAAAGAAACUAUUCGAAUGUUUACAUUUGUGCAGAAAAUGGUUUUUGUAGUGUUAACGAACUAACAAACCAUAAAUUUGCAAUCAUAAAGUAGUUCAUGAAAGAAAAUGAAUCGAAUACAAUUUUUCUGACAAAGUAUUUAUGUUCAUCAAUUUCAAUAAAUUUCGAUUGAUUUCAAUCAAGCAGCUGAUGAUAUUAAAUUAGGUAAAAAGUGUUGAAUAAAUUCGCAGAAAUUUUUUUAAGAACGGAGUAAAUUCUUUAAUAAAGAAAUCUAGAUAGAAUUUAGACCAAGAAUUAGGAACUAAUUGCUUCUAUCCUAUAUAUAUAAUAUAAAAUUUUGCUACGCUCGAAAUAAGGGAAAUGAGAAAUAAGAGCGAACAUAAGGAUUUAAAUGUAUUUUAACAUUUUAAACUAUGCGAGAAUUAUCCACUUGUUCAUUUGCUCAUGAUGAGAACAGCGAAUCCCUAGCCUUUCUAAUAUUCUGCAAUAAUUCGUUUAAAUUCAAUCUGAUAUACAAAGUAACUAUGUAUACUUCAUAAUGAGGUCCUAUCAUCUUUAAGAUUUCCAUGAAAAAUUACAAAUCCAAGACACGAAAUCGCAUUCUUCCUAUAAUCCAUCUUCAAUGACCGAACAUUCGACACCCCAAGUUUUAUGAGCUGUUUAUUUUUAUGAAUUUUCAGAUAAAAUUGUAAUAAGCUCGUAAAACUUUGCUCCCAUAAUGCUUUUUUGUUACGUUUGCUUUUUUAUGUAAAAAAAAUUAAAUGUAAACUUGAAUGAAGUGGUAUUAGUGGUAUUAAUGCAAAAUUAAAGUGCUCGUAAAUUAUGCCUCAUAUAUUAUAUAAUAUAGAAUUUAAAAGCCAGUUUAAAAUAUUCUUAUGAAUGUUCUAAGAAUAUUAUAAUAUUUCUUAUGAUUUUUUGGAAAAAAAAUGUUUUAUUGCAAUUUUGAGCUAACCAUGCCAAGCAUUCUGUCCUGUUUGAAUCAUGAGCGAAUUAUCCCAAAAUAGAUGGAAAUUCUCAAUAUUACAAACUUCGAAACUAAAAUUUCUGCUCAAUUAUAAUGGAAAUAAUCUUCUUCAAAUAGAACCAAUUAGAAGGAAAAUAUUCAACAUCAAUUUCUAUCUAAACUUCUAUAAAUUAUCCAAAUUUCAAAUAAAAAAAAACUGAAAAAAAUGAAUAUCAUUUAAAAUUCGAAAAAAAAUUGCCCAACAUUUAUUGAAAAUAAAUUCAGUAUGGCUGUGAUAUGAAAAAUAAAUUUUAAGUAUAAACCAAAUAAAAUACUUAAGAAUUUUGUGUUACCAAAGGAAUGAAGUAAAAAUGAAUGCAACACUUUAUGAAAAAAAUAAAAUUUACUUCUUCAAAGUGGUCAUUUAUUACUGGAAACAAUAUUAGUCAAGUUAUAAUAAUUAAAAUAUUGUAAUCACUAAACAACUGAGAUGUAAUCCAUUUUCAUUUUUUUAGUAAUAAAUGCUGAUCUUAUGGAAUUUACCCACUUUCAAUAGAUUUAAUUGUUUUCCCCAAUCAAAUUGUUUAUUUUUAUAUCUAAAUCAAACCUGGAAGGACAAUAUGUUUUCAUCUGCUACAAACAUUAAUUCACAUUCAUUAAUCGUCCAGAAAAAUCAAAAGCUUUGGAAGUAUCUAUUAUAAACCAUGAAAAUUUCAUAGACUUAAAGCUGAUAUGCAUGUAUCCGUAAACUUUUAAAACCAACUUUUUCUGACAUGAAUAAUAAUGCUAAUUCACUCUUACAAUAAAGAAAGAAAUAUUUAUUCUAUAUUCUAUAAAAUAUAUGCAUGAUUAAUUAUUUAUUAUACCUCAACUGUUUGAAUGAAUAACACAAUAUGCCAUAACAGAGAAAAUGAAUUUGUAAACUUUUGCUGUACAGACACCUCUAUUAGUAAAAAUGAGUCAGUUCCAUGUACAAAUCAACAAAUACACUUUAGAAGAAGAAUGAAAAAAAAAAAGAUAAAUGUGCAACCCUACAAUACAAAACUAUGAAUAUAUCCACCACUGAUUACUAUUGUUAUUAUACUUUAACUUUUUCCAAUGGAGAACAAAAUAAUAAUAAUAAUAGAAAAUAAACUGUUAAUUAUAAACAAUUUAAA